AUGGUCUGUCUCCUUCGUUCACGGCGGAAGCACUUUUAUCGGUAUUCUGUUUUGGUUUGGGCCAACCUGUGUUGGUUGGUACAUUUUACCAUUUUCCGGACAUUGUCUUUGAGCUUUCAUGUUUAACAUGAACAAUCGGGAAUACAGUAUUGAACAAAAUAUUUGUCUACAACCCGCACGAACGUUUCGAUCAGAGCAUAAUUUGAAAAUAAAGCUUUUCUUUCAAAAUCUAAAUCUUCAGAUUAUGAGCUUUUUUUGCAGAGCUACUUUCUUUCUUCGCCGAAAGGCGUGUCAAAUUUUGAUUUGAAAAAAAAUGAAUAGAAGGGCCCGCUGCAGUCUCUACUUUCUCAGUAUCCUUACGCGUACUGACACGCCUUGUUCCUCAUCUCAACAGGCUUGCAGACAGACAUCUUCUAGCGCUUCUCGUCUACUUUCAUCUCUAGUAUUGCACAUUCGGUCGUAAUCGCAAAUAGUAUUUCGUUCAUAUCUUCAGGCGUCAGCUCGCUAAUGGUACGUUAGUGUCGUGGUCCGAUUCGGUAGUUUGCAUCACUCUCGUUCUUGCUCGGUCGUGCUUCUUUUCGUGCGCUCUUCCGAACAGACGAGUGCGAAUGUUUCCAGAUGAUAUGGUUAUUUCCGUCGGUCUGGUGACCUUUCAGCACAUUUCGUCCAAAUCGUUGUUUAUCGGUCUUCUGGUCGUAUUGCAAAGCGUGCGUUAUACUUCGUUCACCAGAAUGUUGAUACGACACUUGAAGAAUCAAGUCCCGUCUACUAAUCUUCGGUUAUCGUUAUUUUGAUGUUGUACUCCGUCUUUAGCUACAGGUGCUACAUAAGAAAGUAGAACUAGAAGUGUUGGUGUCUUUGAGAUGAAUAUGAAAAGUGGUAACCCCAUGAAGAUGUUGGACUCCCUAUAUGAGAAAGGACUAGGACAUGAUACUCCUGCUACAUCAACAACUCCCGACUACAACCGCGAGUGUUUUUAUCCAGUACAACUACUUCCGUUUUGAAUAGAGUCAAGGUCGCUUUUAGUACAUUUUCUCAAUUCAUCACAGCUCGAAGAGGAUGAUGGGCAUGAUGGGCGGCGACGGCGGUGACGGCGAGAUCCAGCGGAUUUCCUUCGUUGGUUUCGGCUACAUCGAGCAAUGCAGACUACUGUGCACGUGGAACAGCUCGUACUGUGGGCCGAGCAGUGAGGACGCCCGCGUGCCCACGUUUAAAAAGCUACUCGACGCCGCGGACAAGCGAAUGACGCCCGGCCAGCGACAGAAGCUCGCGUGGCAGGGGAGCACGGUGUACUGCGUAAAGGAUUUCCCCGACGGGAAGAUGUGCUACAUAGUCCUCAUCAUGGACGACCCAGACGACGAGUACCCGGAGCGCAUCGCCUACCAGUUCCUGAGCGAAUUGAAAAAGCUCGUCGAGGAACAGCUCUUCAACGGAAAGUUAGAUCAGGACCUGAAAAGAGACGGCGACGACGUUCUCAGUGACACGCUCGCCUACGACAUAACGCAACUGGCGAUCAAAUUCGACGACCACAACUCCUACGAUAAACUCUCACGCAUCACCAAAAAAACGGCCGCGGUGAAACAGGUACAGAGAAAGAGAGCAGAGUCGAAUUGCUUAGAGUAGUGGUAGUCUUCAUCAGGUGACACAAGUAAUUUUGGUUGUAUGCGUCUGCAUGCGACGUUGGGAACAAUAUCGAUAUAUUCAAAGUCCACUACCCUCCUAUUGUCCAUGAUCAUGACGCAGUGUUGAUAUGAUCCGCAUUUUGUAAGCACGAAUGGUAACAAACGGCAAAAAUCAAACAGGUGGUGCGAACCAACAUCGGGGAGAUGUUGAAGCACACAGAGAAUCUGAACGUCCUCGACGAGCAGGCUACCGCCAUGGAAGCGGAGGCCAUGGAUUACGACGAGGCCGCGGAGGAAAUAAAGGAAUACUUCUGGUGGAAGGACUGCAAGGUGACCAUAGUACUGUUUUGCGUUGGUAUCAUCGUCAUCGUCAUCGUCGGGUUCUGUAUAUACAGCAAUUUCAAAUAGGGAAGUAAAUGGCGAAAAACUAGUCCGGAAGUAGAAGUUCUCUGCUGAAUACUUCAAUUCUGUGGUCUACUUCUUAGGUGAAGGUGAUAUUGACCCUCUCAACAUCGGUCCGUCCGCUUCUUAUAGAAUCUCGAAAACAUAGACCCACUUUUGUUUCGUAAGUACAAGGUGCAGCUACGCGGCUUGUGCUAUAGCUGCAAUUACAGUUUCGCUAUCGCAUCAAGCCGGAACUGUAACAAUUGGAGACUGCUUCACCAGUAGAAAAACCAAAAGAUGUGUUGUCACUUUCAUCAUACACAUUCUGCCAACCCAAAGAAUUUUUUUUCUGAUAUGCAAAAACAGACCCGAUCUCAAUCUCCCAAAACCAUAGAGGUAGAAAAAACACAAAUAACAGAUUUAGAUUCAUUUUCCACAUGGCUCAAAAGAUCAUAAUUAUGACUCUGUUGUUUCCUACUCCACCGUUUCAUGACCUUUCUUUGUUGAAAAGCAAUUGUAACCCAAUGCAUCGGAGCGAACAUAAUAAAUUACAUCCUCACCUCGUCCACAGUAACAUCCGAAAGGUCCGAUGGACUGCCAAAAAACGGGUUCCCGACCCUGAUCGAUUGCCAAAAAACGUUGUUGCCCCACGAGCGAGGGUGAGACCUCGUCCUCCUCCUCCACCUUCUUAAUAUUGUGCAUUGCUGCAACAGAUUCGGUGCUGUCCUCGUUGCGACUUCCUCGUGGUGCUGGCAUUAGUUUCCUUGCUCCUCGUUGCUGCCAGCUCUGUCGUGUCUCUUGCAUUACCCUCCGCGUGCGAUCGGUUGUUGUCGUUUCUUACAUAAACUAAAGCCGUGAAAUGAAGAACUUAUCGGUUUCGUCCCCGUCCAAAAUUCUUUUCGUCCUCUCAGUCUUCGUCGUAGCUACAAGGUUCGAUGCUAGCUUGCCUGUUGCUUCUUCGUGUCCGAUAUGCCGCACCUGUGUAAGUAGUUGAGACGGUUGUAUUAAAAAAAUUGUCGCG
Amoebophrya sp. A120 is the source of this 3027-nucleotide messenger RNA. Lineage: Eukaryota; Dinophyceae; Syndiniales; Amoebophryaceae. The record is from the annotation of a GenBank genome assembly.